Molecule: messenger RNA, 1296 nt
Organism: Naegleria fowleri
Lineage: Eukaryota; Heterolobosea; Eutetramitea; Acrasida; Naegleriidae
Exons: 1
Coding region: 1-1296 (431 amino acids)
Source: RefSeq, a predicted model, not a curated record
AUGAAUUCCUCAUCCAAUUCUUUAUUUAUUGAACAAGCACAUCCGAAUCUACAACAACAGCAACAACAACGUAUUCCCUACAGACACCACAAUCCCAUCAUCAUUUCGGAACAAGACCGUCCAUCCGUAGAAGAGCAACAUGAUGAACCAACAAAUCCAAAACGAUUUUCUGUUGCUUCUGUAACAUCUUCAGUCGAUUUUGAAUCAUCCAUUCAACUUAAACCAUCGAUAUUUUCAAUUUCUGUUGAUUUAUUUAUAAUCACAUGUUCGUUAGGAUUGGCAAUUUGGGGAUUAGUUUAUUUUACAAAAUAUAUAAAUCUGCCGAAAGCAAGAGUGGGCAAUAAUUAUUUUUCGGAUCAUAUGGAAGCAACUGUUGUAAAUAAUUUAUUGAAUAAUAUUAAGCAAUUUUUGGAAAAGCCUCAAGAGUACUUGUCGCUACUACAUUCCAUACGGUGGACUGUAUUUGAAAAUCAAGCUUUGAAAAAUACUUUUAAUACUUCUUCAACAGCUUCUUGUAACUUUUCCGAUUUAAAUUCAUUGGUAUUUAAUAUUGUGGUAGUUGUAUCGGUGAGUGACCUUAUUGCAACCAUCUUGUCCAUUGCUUCCGUGGCUUUAGUUUUAAUUGCAUUGGUCAAUGCUGGAAGAAAAUUAUUUUUGAUGACCGAAGUGGAGGAUGAAGAGUUUUAUUCUCGUCUUAAUGUCGGCGGGGUUGAGAAUAACACCAUGAGGAUAAGUGUGGAAAUGGAUAGUCAAAGCACUGCAAAAUUUAAUAUCACAUCGACGACCGCAGGUUCAAAUACAUUAGAAGCAGAACCAUCUUCAGCACGAAAUCGAAAUUCAGCGAGAACCACAGGUAGUUAUAUGAGCAAUUUAGCUCCUCCUUCAAAUCUCAAUAAUUUGAGUGGUAAUAAUCUUCGAGGAAGAAAGCCAGUCAUUGUGACACAAAGUAAGAAAAAUCGAUUUUUCCUGGCGUCUAACAUUUUGACAACAUGUAGAGUUUUUACUGGAAUUGUUUCGUUCUCCUUGACAUUGGUGUUCACAUCCAUUCUCUUUAACGCCAAGCAAGAUACUUGUGCUGAAAAUGUCACCUUCAUACAGAGUCUUCAAGGAUUGAGAGAAUUAUUGCUUCCCUAUCUGAUCACACAAUUUGGUGUAAUUUUCGUAAUUCUAAUAAUUGUGUUGACCAAGUUAUUGGUCAUGUAUUGGCUUUUGGCAAAACCAUCUUCGUGGUUAAAACGCCAUGUCACCAAACUCUUUUCAAAGCAUAAAAAAUCAGAAAUAAACAAUCAAGCGUAA